CUCCUCCACGUCCCACAGUCCCAGUCGUCCCUCUUCUUCCUCAACCCUCAGUCACUGGAUCGCAGCUCUCUCCUCUUCUCCGAUCUCCAAAUCCCCCCCCCACCACCGCCUUAUCCUACCUUUACUCGUUGCCCGCAUAUACCCUGCAUUUUUGACCUGCCAUCGAUUGAACUCAAAUUUCAGCUGGACUGUCAACUAUCUUACCUUACUCACCUUAGCACCGCUAAAUUCUUCGGGACCCAAGUUACCCAACACUUGGGCACACUCUCAAUUCAGGAACGGUCUAGCCUCACGUCAACCAUGCUCUCAAGUCUCGACUCUCGACUUUCCCACGCGGCAGCCUUCCUCGAAGAUCUUUCUCUGGCGAGACACACCUCAACCACCAGCGCUAUCGGACCGCGGUUGAUGCCUGGUCUGUGCCAUCGUCGGCCCAUGUUGCGCACAUCCCUCCUUGCUAGGUACUCUACGGAGUACUUGGCUCGCUGGGCGGCAACGUAACAGCCAUGGCUUCCGUCUCCUGCGUUAGCCACCUGACUG
Messenger RNA from Colletotrichum godetiae, 537 nucleotides. RefSeq lists its product as uncharacterized. The record is from RefSeq and is a predicted model, not a curated record. The transcript has 3 exons. Bases 301 to 498 code for a protein of 65 amino acids. NCBI's taxonomy places the organism in Eukaryota, Fungi, Ascomycota, Sordariomycetes, Glomerellales, Glomerellaceae.